AGACCGGGGGAAAAGCGGCUUCAGCAUCCAUGCGCCUCUCCUGGUCGCGCCCGGAGUCUUCGCUAAGCACCGCCUCGAAAGGAGGUCCCUGCCGGCUCUCAUCACUUCGCAGCCGGAGUGUUUUCCCGCCUUCCCGGAGGUGCAGCAUAUAAGGAAACUGCUGGUCUGGACUUUGACUCGUCUUGUCCUGAGUGGUAGGAAAGGUGGGAGAUUCCCACGCGGUGCAGUUCUGCGCAGAGUCGCCCUAUUCUGGGGUCAUUGAUUUCAGCGAGCUUAGAACAAGGGAAACUCUGCAGGGGAUCUCGCUGCCUCGGCACAGGGUUGGUUCCGACAGGGCUGACCUCAGAGGAACGAAAUUCGUGUGUCACCUUUUAUUAGUUUCAGAGAGCUGAGCAUGUUGACAAGCAAACUAUUCACACUAGUGCUGGUGGUGCAGCCGCAGCGAGUCCUGCUGGGCAUGAAGAAACGCGGUUUCGGGGCUGGGCUGUGGAAUGGCUUUGGAGGGAAAGUGCAACCAGGAGAAACUGUCGAGCAGGCAGCGAGAAGGGAGCUACAGGAAGAGAGUGGACUGUCUGUGGACACCUUACAGAAGAUAGGCCGGAUCACUUUUGAAUUUGUGGGUAACGCAGAGCUGAUGGAAGUCCACAUCUUCCGGGCCGACAGUUUCCAAGGAGAGCCGAGAGAAAGUGACGAAAUGCGUCCACAGUGGUUUGAAUUGGACCAGGUGCCCUUCAAGAAUAUGUGGCCUGAUGACAGCUACUGGUUUCCUCUGCUUCUGCAGAAGAAGUUGUUUGUUGGUUAUUUCAAGUUCCAGGGGCAGGAUACGAUCUUAGAGUACAGCUUGAAAGAAGUGGAGACGGUCUAGGGGGAAAAUAUCUUGGAGGCCCUCUACGCUAAGCUACCAACUUGUAUCAGGGCAAACAAUGAGCCAUUCUACUGUGUGUGAAAGUCUUUGUCUCCAGUUCAAAGCACAUCUAAUUGUAUAACAUGGAUGGCAGGAGGACAAAAGGAAGCCCCUCUGUUGGGGAGAAAACCAUCAGAGAACUGAGCAGUUGCCUCCACUGAGGUUCCCAGAUUCUUUACUAAGGAAGAAUCAAUCUUGACUCUAGUUCUAGUUUAUAAACAGUCGCCUUAAGAUCAGUCUUGUAUUCCCCAUAGUCUCCCAGAAGGGGAAGAGUUCAGCCAGUUGUGGCUUCUCCUAUCACUGUAAUACUCUGAUGGGAAAUCCUACAGUUUGGCAAAUUCAUUCCUUCUAUUCAGACUCAAAAGAAAUGGAAUUUGCCUUCUCUGGGAGGGGAGGCAGCAACCCUGUAGUUCUCCCUUUCUUGAAGACAACGGAAUACGCUGAUUAGUAAAAUUAAAUUAAAAUACAAAGGAAAACCAACCGGUGACGGUGAGUUCUUGCCAUGGACCAUAACUGCAUUAGGGUCAUGUUUUCAGAUUCCUUAUAAGACCUCCAUUCGUCAUUGACAAAUAUGGAGAGAGGGCAGUCAACACUCAUUCUGAAAACGUAUUACAAAUAAAAUUACUAUCUUGCCCACCGUUUACCAGA
This is a messenger RNA of Eublepharis macularius, 1552 nucleotides long. It is a transcript of the gene NUDT1, whose product is annotated as nudix hydrolase 1. Gene Ontology annotation, biological process: DNA protection. The transcript is spliced from 4 exons. Lineage: Eukaryota; Metazoa; Chordata; Lepidosauria; Squamata; Eublepharidae. Bases 395 to 865 code for a protein of 156 amino acids. Gene Ontology annotation, molecular function: 8-oxo-7,8-dihydroguanosine triphosphate pyrophosphatase activity. The record is from RefSeq and is a predicted model, not a curated record.